This is a messenger RNA of Drosophila grimshawi, 597 nucleotides long. RefSeq names its product U1 small nuclear ribonucleoprotein C (gene snRNP-U1-C). The record is from RefSeq and is a predicted model, not a curated record. Gene Ontology annotation, cellular component: nucleus; U1 snRNP. Bases 85 to 519 code for a protein of 144 amino acids. The transcript has a single exon. Gene Ontology annotation, molecular function: pre-mRNA 5'-splice site binding; zinc ion binding. Gene Ontology annotation, biological process: mRNA splicing, via spliceosome; spliceosomal snRNP assembly; mRNA 5'-splice site recognition. Lineage: Eukaryota; Metazoa; Arthropoda; Insecta; Diptera; Drosophilidae.
UCAUUAUUAUUUGCCAGUGCAUUUUUCAUUUUUUUUGUGCAGCGAACAAAGUUAAUGUUUGUUUAAAUAAUAAAUAGAAAUAAGAUGCCGAAAUAUUACUGCGACUACUGUGACACAUACUUGACGCACGAUUCGCCAUCGGUGCGGAAGACGCACUGCACGGGUCGCAAGCAUCGCGACAACGUCAAAUUCUACUACCAAAAAUGGAUGGAAGAACAAGCGCAGCAUUUAAUCGACGCAACAACAGCCGCCUUCAAAGCCGGUAAAAUAACAAAUAAUCCAUUUGCGGGUCCAUCGCCCGGUGGCAAACCGAGUGGCGUCAAUAUUCCGCCCCCCAAUAUGGGAGCACCACCCCGCUCUGGCAUGCCGAACAUGCCGCCAUAUAUGCCACCAAUGAUGAAUCCGCUAAUGGCUCCCACUGGAAUACGUCCGCCGCCCAUUUUAAAUCCCAUGGCUAUGAUGGGUCCUCCGCCGCCACUGGGUACACUUCCCCCCCAAAUGAUGAAUGGACCCAAAUAACAGCAGCAAUUAGUCGAAUUAAGUCAAAUGUACAAUUAAGACAUGUAGAAAUACACUAGAAAUUCAUAAAAAGAAAAA